AUGGCGGACAUAACUGGAGCGAACUUGUGCUCAUGUCUCGUGUCCUGUAUUGGAAAGCACAGAGAAAGACGUGAAGCAGGCAAACAGGCCCAAGUCAAGGCUGAUCCAAACGUCGACUUAAACAAUGUGAACCUGGCACCAGAAUACUCCGAGGACUAUCCCAUAAUAUUCAACAUCUGGCUGUGGUUGGUCAUCGUCUUAGUCCUUUCCAUAUAUGCAGUUUGCGUCAUCAUGUGGUACAUGGACCCAGGCCGGGACAGCAUUAUUUACCGCAUGACAAGUCAGAGAAUCAAGACGGAUUGACUCGCAGAUCUCAGUCGAAAGGAGUUCGACAAUUACAGAGUUAAAACUGAUUGAUGUAUGAAUUAUAACAAGUUGUAACUUGUAAGCGAUUGCAGGGCAGAAGUUUUUGCAUCCCGGCAACGGAUUGUAAUUUUUGCUAAGCACGGUAGUUUUGUUGAAAGUAAUCAUAAUUUCCUUGUGUUUGUAACGAGAUCUUUUGAAGGAUUCAAAUUGUAUUCAUUCGUAAAUGGUGCAGAUUACUUCUCUUUUCUUGUUGCGUUUUGUUUUGAUAAGAAUCGUGUGUGAAAAUUCAUUAAAUUACAUUUUUGUUUGGUUUA
Messenger RNA from Orbicella faveolata, 620 nucleotides. RefSeq names its product renin receptor-like. Lineage: Eukaryota; Metazoa; Cnidaria; Anthozoa; Scleractinia; Merulinidae. The record is from RefSeq and is a predicted model, not a curated record. Gene Ontology annotation, molecular function: signaling receptor activity. Gene Ontology annotation, cellular component: external side of plasma membrane; membrane.